This is a messenger RNA of Branchiostoma floridae (Florida lancelet), 763 nucleotides long. RefSeq lists its product as uncharacterized. The transcript is spliced from 4 exons. Lineage: Eukaryota; Metazoa; Chordata; Leptocardii; Amphioxiformes; Branchiostomatidae. The record is from RefSeq and is a predicted model, not a curated record. Bases 52 to 633 code for a protein of 193 amino acids.
CCCUUCCCUCCCACCCCAACUGGAACUGAGUACAAGGGCGCUCCUGCAUCGAUGAAGGACUCCGCUGUCGGGUUUGAGCGCAGCAUCAAGAGACCAAGGGAGGCUGACCCCUUCUCCUCCAGCUGGGAAGGUGUCUUCAACCCUGCUGCUAAUGUCAACAACCUGCUCGAGGAGGACCCCCAGCCAACCUUUGACCCCCAGGCGACCUUUCACCCCUUCGGAACCGUGGCGGGCACCAGUGCACUCUGGGAUACCCCAUCAUUCUCUAGUGCAAUGGGCGAGCAGCCGCCAUGGUCCCGAGAGACCGGAUCCCCACAAAGGCCAUCACCGCUCCUGUCCACCAGUGCCCCAACAAGCAUGUGGGAUAUCCCAGCAUCCUCUGCGGAGGCGCUGUGGAGCAUGCCCAGUACGACCUCCAGCGCCGGCCUGUUCCCCUCCAUCUGGCCGCCGUCCCCGGACAACCUGCAAGGGGGAGCCGCUGCACACCCUGAUGGAAACGGCCAGGAGAAGCAAGAGGCCCAGUCAGCCGUGUCCCGCCUCGGAUCCCUCUUCAGCAACAGCAUCUGGGGGCCCUCCCUGGCCGGCGUGAACUCCGACCCCUGGGCACCUGCACCCAAGAAGGACGACAACUAGGGCAAAACCUCAUCCCUGAUUGGUUGAAGCAAAUUUUACUGAUCCCUGAUUGGUUGAAGCAAAUUUAACUGAUGUCUGAUUGGUUGAAGGAAACUUUGCUGGUCUCCAAUUGGUUGAAAGAAAUUCUCUG